GAAGCUACCUAAGUUUGAAUAUUAAAGUUAGAGAACGCGCAAAGCUUUUUGGUUGAUAUAUCUCAUGUCCUGAAAUGGACUAAAGGACAUUUUCUUGACUUUGGAUGGAACAAAAGCUCUGUACACUCAUUCCUCGUAAAUAGCAAAGAGAGCGACUGCUCAAAACUUUGUUUAUUUUGAGAUCAUUGUUAAAACACUAAAAUCGACACACCUUGUGACAUGGUGCCCGCCUUUGACCUGGCACGUCUAUACCAGCUUAGAAAGUCUGAUAUACCAAUAAAUUCAUCUGUCACAUUGUUGUAUUCAUGUCGAACAUGUCUUUAGAAACUCAAUUCAUUUCUAUUUCUUUGGUAUUUUCAAUCGGAUAUUGUCAAUGUCAAAAUUGUUAAGAAUAACAAGCGUACAAAUCCUCCUAUCUGACAUGUACAGAAUUGGGCCUUGGCCUACCUUUCGAAAAGGGCAAGAUUGCAUAUAAAUUUUGUAUUUAUGUAUCUAAGCAUUGGUAUCAACGGUAUCGCAUGCGUAUAGUUUUCAUAAUAUCUACGUCAUCCAAGUCUUUGAAAGCUUUAAAAACGUUUUGUGCCAUUCGUUCAUCACAUCGGAUUUUAACGAGAUCGAGGUAUGGGGUUAUGCACACAAGGCACACAGGACAGAAAAGUCAUAAAGUUUUGAUAUUUGAACCUGACGCAUUGAUUUCGAGUGACCGGUGUAUUUUGAAGUAAACAACGUCCCUUGCGACAUAUGACUUAGGUGGUUAUUAGCCAAUAUUGAAGACGGGUAUAGUCAGGGGUAAAUAGCUUCACUGUGGAUAUACGGAGAACUUGGGAGUGUUCCAUCACUGAGGAAUAGGUAAUUGUGAUUUGAUAUCUGUGAAAAAUUCUUCGUAAAAUAUUAAACGGAAUACCUAUCUGCCAGGAACUCUUGUUGUAUUUCGUCGUUCUGAUUAGAAGGAGAGUAAACGUUGGUGACUGAACAGGUUAGACAACAAGACGAAGAUACAACUGUAUUGUCCCUAAUUUCGAGGAUGUGCGGAGAAGCAAGUGGCGUCAUGCGGUGUGUGUCCUUAUUCUGUUUGAUGAUUGUGGUGUUUCUUCCCGACGGAAUGGACGGAACAAUUACAUUUACCUCGCCGGCUGCCAAUCCCCAUACAGUUACCGCUCCAGAGAACGCUCCUCCCACGCCUAUUGCCACGGUUACGGCUACAACCGAUUUAAACGACCCUGCAACAGGUGUUCCUCCGACCAAGAUGUUCUACACCAUGACCUCUGCCCCAGCUGAUGGCAAGUUCAUCAUCGACUCGAGCACCGGCAUUAUCACAGCCGUGGCAAAUGCUUCUUUCGACUUCGAGAACGCAGCCUUAGGUAAACCCACAACAGAUGAGAGUCGCUACGUGCUUACGGUGACAGCAUUCAGUGGUGUCUAUACUGCGACACCCGCUCUUGAAACAGCCAACAUGGUAAUAAACUACGAUAUCACAAAUGUGAACGAAGACAUCGAAAUUACCAACCUACCCAAGUGUCUCAAUGUCUACGAAAACCAAGGCGAGCAAACAAUUGUUGAUGUUAAAGUAAAAGACGGGGAUGACACCACUUCCUUCGAUUCGCCAUUACCGGGACAACAAAAGUAUAAAUUUGUGGAUGAUCCAGCUAGCAAGGAGCCAUUAGGAAAUAGCAAAUUCACAAUCAACAUAAGAACGACCGCUGGCACAGCGGUUACGCGAUACGCGAGUGAUCUGAGAGCAAGACCUCUCAACUAUGAGGAACAAAACAACUACAACAUGUCAAUAUACGCAGAGGAUCUUUUUGGAGCAACAAUCCCCCCUAAUAUCGCCGAUCCCAAGUUGAAGACCAGAAUGCACAAGGUCGAGGUACAGGUCAUCGAUAUCAACGAACGACCUCGGUUCUACGAAACUACGUCUACAUGUGAGGUAGCGGAGAAUACGCCGAUCGGGACAACCGUAUCAACAGGUAUUUACCCAUUCAGAGCCUUCGAUGUGGACAAAUUCCCAGGGCCAAACUGUCUCGGCAAAUGGCCUGAAUCAGUUGAAUACUUCGUCGAGGGAAAGUUUAGCGAAUUAUUCCGGAUGAGCAAUGUGAAUGUGACGGGGGCAGGACACGUGGAUGGGUAUCUUGUCGUUAACGCACUGAUCGACAGAGAAGACCCGGUUAACCCCAGGAAAGGAACCUUUAACCUGUAUGUCAAUGCCCGGGACCAUCGUGGUUUGCGUAUCGCUAACGGAGGUGACGUGACGGUGACAUGCAAAAUCACAGACGUGGACGACAAUCCGACCAUCUGCAAAGAUUACAAAUUCGAAGCAGAACUCCAGGAGAACACCCCUCAUGAUACGCCAGUGCUGACGGUCUCCUGUUCGGAUAAGGAUGAUACCACUACCAACCCAAUAACAUAUGAAAUAAAAGACGUGGGCAUCGAAAAGGAAGCAACCCUGGCAGACCAGUAUUUCCAUUUCGGUAGCAGCGGUAGUAAUCCUAUCAUGACAACGAAAAAAACGCUGAACCUUGAAGGCGGAACAACACUCAAUUUCACGGUGACGGUACGACAGGGCGCAGCCUUCUCUCAAAUGUCCACGACCUUGUCAGUGGACAUAGCAGUCAUCGGAAAAAACGACCACCGACCCACCAUGGACAAAGACUUCUACAACUUCUUCGUUGCUUACAAUGAGAAGGAUGGGUUUGUGAUUGGGAAGGUGUCGGCCAGUGACCUGGAUCAGCCGAAGUCCUCCAUUACCUACUUUCUUGUUGAGAAGGCUGAAGGUAUCCAGCUUGGUACCGCGUCAGGAAAACUCUAUGUCGAUUACACCAACAUCAAAGCGAAGAGUAUAAUUGCUGAGAAGACGCUGGGGACGAACCAAAAAUACUGGAUGAGUGCUCGUGCAAACGAUAACGACAAACCACCAUAUUAUUCCAAUUACGUCUACAUUCGCGUGAACACGUACGUAAAGGAUGAUGUGAUGAUCAACAUUGAAGUUGCUGUAGGAAUAGGGGACUUCUCCGACUCACAGUUAGUCGAGUUCGAGCAGAGCAUAUCCAACAUUUGUAAGCCAUGCAAGGGAAUUUGUCCGGAAAAAUCAGCUAAGGGCGUGAACACGGUGGUCACCUGUUUUGCCCUGACGGACGACAGGACAUUCCAGAAAACCAACAAGGAACAGAAAGUAUCAUUCGUCAGCCAGGACGAACUCAUAGAUUACCUCACCAGUGAGAAGUUAGUCGCUGGCAACAUCUAUGGAUUUGGCACUUACGAUAUAGUGUCGGUCACCAAGUACGGCCAGGGACCGGAUCUGCUGCCACUCUGGAUCGUGCUGGGAAUCCUCGGCUUCAUCGGGCUUCUCUGCGGUCUGGCAUUCGCCAUCAAGGCAUGCAUAUCCCAUGGGCUGUGCAAAUCCAAACCAUCUCAACCAAAACCACCAAAGAAACAACUCCACCCCGAAAGUUAUGAUGUGGACACAUUCAACUUUAAUUACGCUGCUCACGACAAGGGACCCAUCUAAACAAGAUACCAACCAGAGGCGAUUUUAACCAUGUUAGCUUAGACAAUGGGUUGGAAAACCACGCGCAAAAUAAUCUUUUUUGGGUGAUAUACAUCAUAUCCUUAAGUGGAAUAAAGGAACAUUUUCUUGACUUUGGAUUGAACAGAAUUUUGUAUACUAACGCAAUGUAAAUAGCAUGCAGAGAUUGUCAGAAGCUACAAGUAUUAUGGUAUGGCUGUAAAUAACAAUGUCAACUCGUGUUCAAUACUUUCUACACUGAAAGAUGACCCUGCGUUUGCUUAUCUAGGAAGCUGAGUGAGAACAUGGAAACAUUGGACUUAAUGUUAGAACAUCCACAUUCUUUAUACUGUACAUGUACAUACGUUUAUUUAAUAUCAUCGUUAGUGUAUCGUUUUGGUCAUCUUUAUGGAAUCAGCCUAAAGAUAUUUAUUUUUACCCAUUACCCUACAUGUAGUAUUAUACUCAGAUGCAAAACUACAACCUUUUAUGGAUGCAUUGAUAGGAAAAUGAUACGAACUCGAAUCAGCGGAUUCUUCUCUUAUAGAACCAACACCAGGACCUAAAUAUCUCGACAUACGAAAUGACAUCAAAAGUUACGAUUAUGUUCAAUUGUAAUGCUUGAUGUAAAUUACAUAUUUUCGAAACAAAGAUGAUUUUUGCACAU
This is a messenger RNA of Lineus longissimus, 4169 nucleotides long. RefSeq names its product cadherin-23-like. Gene Ontology annotation, cellular component: membrane; cell-cell junction. Bases 1025 to 3505 code for a protein of 826 amino acids. Gene Ontology annotation, biological process: homophilic cell-cell adhesion. Lineage: Eukaryota; Metazoa; Nemertea; Pilidiophora; Heteronemertea; Lineidae. Gene Ontology annotation, molecular function: calcium ion binding. The transcript has 12 exons. The record is from RefSeq and is a predicted model, not a curated record.